AUGAAUGAAGUGGAAACCAGUAAUCGCGAUCUUUCCAAUGCAGACAUCCCUACAGAGGACCAGAUAGAGGAAGAAGCCAAUAGCAGGCGGGGGAUCUUCAGAUACUUCAGGGUGGCAAGGGCAGAAUAUACUAAGUUUGCCAUCCUGGGUUUGAUGUUUGGAAUAAUCGGAUUCAUAUACUCAUUCAUGAGGAUCCUGAAGGACAUGUUUGUGAUGGUGAGGCAGGAGCCCACAACAAUAUUGUUCAUCAAGAUCUUCUACAUCCUUCCGGUUUCAAUGGCCCUCGUGUUCCUCAUACAGUACAUGCUGGGAACAAAGACCGUCUCCAGAAUAUUCUCUAUCUUCUGUGGGGGAUUUGCAUCUCUAUUCUUUGUGUGUGGGAUUGUGUUUCUGAUAGAGGAGCAGGUUUCUCCGUCAAAGUUUCUGUUCAGAGACAUGUUCAUUGACGGCAAAAUGUCGACCAGGGGUCUUAAUGUCUUCAAGUCAAUGCUUCUGACGCUAAAUGAGCCUCUUGCAACGAUUGUGUUCAUCUCUGCAGAAAUGUGGGGAAGCCUUGUCCUUUCCUAUCUUUUCCUGAGUUUUCUAAACGAAUCGUGCACAAUCAAGCAGUUCUCUAGGUUUAUUCCUCCACUUAUAAUCAUCACAAACGUAUCUCUGUUUCUUUCUGCGACAGUAGCCGGUGCCUUUUUCAAGCUUCGAGAGAAACUGGCCUUCCAGCAAAACCAGUUUCUUCUUUCAGGUAUCUUCAUCUCCCAGGGCCUCCUAGUGGUCUCGGUAAUCUUCCUCAAGAUAUAUCUCGAAAGAGUGGUAAUGAAGAGGCCUCUGUUCAUCGUUUCGUCGGGAUCAAGAAGGAAAAAGGCAAAGGCCAAUGUGUCUUUCUCCGAGGGCCUCGAGAUAAUGUCCCAGUCAAAGCUGUUGCUUGCAAUGUCUCUCAUCGUACUGUUCUUCAACAUUUCCUACAACAUGAUUGAGUCUACAUUCAAGGUUGGGGUGAAGGUUGCUGCAGAAUACUACAACGAGGAAAAGGGAAAGUACUCUGGGAAGUUCAAUAGGAUCGACCAGUACCUUACCUCUGUCGUAGUCAUAUGCCUCAACCUGUCGCCGUUCUCCAGCUAUGUGGAGACAAGGGGAUUUCUGCUUGUUGGGAUCAUAACACCGGUCGUGACACUCCUAGCCAUCACGCUUUUCUUGGGAUCUGCACUUUACAACACUAGCAUGGAGGAAUCCGGCAUUGGAAUUGUGAACGGCCUGUUUCCAAGCGGAAAGCCUCUGUAUAUGCUUGAAAACUAUUCCGGAAUAAUCUUCAUGUCACUACUGAAGAUCACAAAGUAUUCGGCAUUUGACAUAUGUAAAGAAAAGCUUGGAAUGAGAAUCAAUCCAACAUACAGAGCAAGAUUCAAGAGUGUGUACGAUGGGAUCUUCGGAAAGCUUGGGAAGUCCAUAGGGUCCAUCUAUGGGCUCUUGAUGUUUGAGGCCCUAGAUACUGAAGACCUUAGAAAGGCAACGCCAAUAACUGCAGGUAUCAUCUUCAUCUUUGUUGUGAUGUGGAUAAAGGCCAUAAUCUACCUCUCAAAGUCCUAUGACUCUGCAGUACAGCACAAUAGAGACGUAGACAUUGAUAUGACAGAUAAGGGCAAAAAGAGCUUGGAGGUAUCCGAGCAGCCAAAAGUUGUAGAUUAA
Molecule: messenger RNA, 1680 nt
Organism: Encephalitozoon hellem ATCC 50504
Lineage: Eukaryota; Fungi; Microsporidia; Unikaryonidae
Product: ATP/ADP translocase
Exons: 1
Coding region: 1-1680 (559 amino acids)
Biological process (GO): nucleotide transport
Cellular component (GO): membrane
Molecular function (GO): ATP:ADP antiporter activity
Source: RefSeq, a predicted model, not a curated record